AUUUUCUCCUGGACAAGCCCGGUAGUCAAGAGGAUGUUGCUGGAAGAGGCAAUGCGGGAGGUGGGUGACUUCGGUCGCUUCCAGUACCUGCUCAUCGCGUACCUGUGCGUGUUUGUGGCACCGCUCCGCGUGCUGCCACUCUUCGCGCACAUCUUCAGCCUUCUGGUGCCCCCGCAUCGAUGCCGCUUGCCCCGAAACGUGUACGCGGCCAUCAACGUCUCCCAGGAGAACCUCCUGGAGAUGGCCUUACCUCGUGAUGAUGACGGACACCUCAGCCGUUGUCGGAUGUACGACGCCAACGCCACGCUGUCCCGGUGGCUGGCGGUGCACGGCUCUGCGGACACUGUGGAUGACAUGCAUUCUUCCUGGGGAGACGUCUCCUCCGAGCUUCCUGUAACGACGUGUCAGUUUGGCUGGGAAUACGACUUCACGCUUUUCUAUCCCAGCGUGGUCUCCGAGAUGGACUGGGUGUGCGAGCAUGCCUGGAAGGCGUACGUAUCCAACACUGCGUUCUGGGUAGCUACAGCCGUUGGAGUGUUGAUCUGCGGGAACCUCAGCGACAGGAUCGGACGGGUUCCCGUGAUGAUCGGGGUGAACGUGCUGUGCGGAGCGGCGGGCCUGUACACUUACUUCACGGCGGGCUUCGUGCACUUCGUCGUCAGCAGGGUCUUCGUGGGUCUCGUGGUGCUGGCCAUCAGCAUCAUGCCUUUCGUCCUCGUGGUGGAGUACGUCGCCCCCGAUCGGCGGAUGAUGGUGCUGAGUGGCUUCCAGGUCUCGUACCCGCUGGUCGGGGCAGCCUUUCCCUGGCUCGCCUACUACCUCGCCGACUGGAGGAAGCUCACGCUGGUCUCGGCUCUGCCUCCUCUGCUCGCACCCUUGUCAACCUGGUUUGUUCCGGAGUCUCUGCGUUGGCUCAUUUCCCGAGGGAAAGAGCAGAGAUCGAAGAACAUCCUUAAGUUCGUCGCUAAAGUCAAUGGCAAAAAAUUGUCAGAUGACUUCAUGCAGAAAUGCCAGUUCCCUCCCCCGACAGAACUUAGCGGGACCAAGGCCUCAUCCAUAGACCUGCUCAAGACGCCCAAUCUACGAAAGAACUUCAUCUUAUCCCUGGUUGUGUGGACGUUGGCGUGCCUGGUGUACACGGCCGGACAGCUGUACGCCGCCAACGCGAGCCGGAACCCGUUCGUAAUGACGACUGCCGUGAACCUGGUGGAUAUCGUGGCCACCAUCAUCGCGCUGCCCCUUGCCGACCGCUGGGGACGCAGGCCUACCAUGAUGACCGCUUACACCUGCGCCGCCUUCGCCUACGUCUUCGCGGUCGCCGUGCCUAGAGGAAGCCCGGUUGUCGAGACCCUGGUGUUCAUGGCAGCCAGGGUGUCCCUCACGAUGGCCUACAACGUGGGCUACCUGUACGCUGCCGAGGUGUACCCGACUGCGGCCAGGUCGCAGGCCCUGUCUAUGCGACAGGCCUUCGGAUCUGUCGGCAAGUUCUUCAGUUCGCAGGUCACGCAGCUGGCGGCGUACGGGCGUCCUAUCCCGCUGAUCCUGAUGGGAGGGAUGUCGUUCCUGCUGGCCGCGCUGACUUUCCCGAUGCCCGAGACGCUGCACCAGCGGCUCCCGGAGACCCUCGACGACGGCGAGCGCUUCGUGCACGGCCAGUACACAUGCUGCGUGGCCGAGAAGCCCUCGGACGCCCAGCCGACCGCCAGGGCACGCUCCCUGUCCGUCAUCUCGGCGGCGUCGGCCGUCAGCGUCAGCCCCGACUAAGGACCUCGUCGACAGCCGCGACGGCGCGCUUGGCGGACAGACGAAGUAGAGGAACGAACGAGCGA
Molecule: messenger RNA, 1829 nt
Organism: Ixodes scapularis (black-legged tick)
Lineage: Eukaryota; Metazoa; Arthropoda; Arachnida; Ixodida; Ixodidae
Product: solute carrier family 22 member 13
Exons: 9
Coding region: 34-1764 (576 amino acids)
Biological process (GO): transmembrane transport
Cellular component (GO): membrane
Molecular function (GO): transmembrane transporter activity
Source: RefSeq, a predicted model, not a curated record